AUGACCAGCUCGCCAUCUACAACACCAACCACCCCUGUGCUAGCAGGCGUCGACUCACGAUCAGCCACCGCCAGCGAAACAACCUGCGACCCGAAUCCAAAUUUACCGGCAACCCCCGGCUCCACAACGCCUGGGGUUGUGGAGCACAACCUGCACCUACAACCCACUCUGCACCGGACGCAGACAACCCGUCUGACUCAUAUGGCGAAGACGUCUCUCACUAGCGUCCAGGCUUCUGGAGUCUCCAUCACUAUCUGUCCCUAUGCUUCUGGAGUCUCCAUCACGAGCGUCCAGGCUUCAGGAGUCUCCAGCACGAGCGUCCAGACUUCUGGAGUCUCCAGCACUAGCGUCCAGACUUCUGGGGUCUCCAUCACUAGCUUCCAGGCUUCUGGAGUCUCCAGCACUAGCGUCCAGACUUCUGGAGUCUCCAGCACGAGCGUCCAGGCUUCUGGAGUCUCCAGCACUAGCGUCCAGACUUCUGGAGUCUCCAGCACUAGCGUCCAGACUUCUGGAGUCUCCAGCACGAGCGUCCAGACUUCUGGAGUCUCCAGUACGAGCGUCCAGGCUUCAGGAGUCUCCAGUACGAGCGUCCAGGCUUCAGGAGUCUCCAGCACGAGCGUCCAGACUUCUGGAGUCCUCCAGCACUAG
This is a messenger RNA of Procambarus clarkii (red swamp crayfish), 648 nucleotides long. The record is from RefSeq and is a predicted model, not a curated record. Lineage: Eukaryota; Metazoa; Arthropoda; Malacostraca; Decapoda; Cambaridae.